ACGACAGCGUAAACGGCUGCCGAACCUGCACUCCCUCCAUUCUGGAGAAGCGCGCCGCCGCCGGGCUAUAAUCAUCGCUAGGAGCGAAAUUAGAAGAUUCCGAGGGAUCUAGCCACAAAAGCCGAGCGCCAUCCCAGAGGAAGAGUAUGAGAGCGCGGCACCUACAGCCCAGAAAUCCCAGAAUCUACCAAGAGCAAGCUUGCAAGGCGGUCAGGCGCGCACCAAAUCGGCGCCCGCUCGCUUCACGGGAUCGAUCCCGGUCGAUUUCUAUGGCGUUCCGUGGGAUUCGCGGCGCUUCCUUCUCCCGUUCUUGAUCAGUUGUUGAUCGGACGAAGACCUGGGAAUGCAGAAAGAUGUGCUUGCGUAACAGCAAACACUUACUUUGCGCAAACAAGAUCAGAGCUUCGUUCAAGCUCAUGCUGUGGGGCUCUCAUGAUAAUGUGCUGCAUACUGGUACUGUUGCUUCUCUCUGUGGUCUGAAGCACAGUAUAUCGAAGGGGUCAGUAUUUGUUGAUAAUCACAUUUGUGAAGACAGUUAACAUCUGCUCCAUUCAUGAGGUAUACAGUCUAGAUACUGCUAUAUAAGCGGUGUGUGGUGUUGGCUUGUUUUACUCCAUUCAGAUAGCUUGAUAUGAUGGAUGAGAGGAGGACUAUCUUGAUGGGCCGUUAUGAAAUUGGGAAGCAAUUGGGACAAGGAAAUUUUGCGAAGGUGUAUUAUGCCCGAAAUCUUGCAACUGGCCAAGCUGUUGCUAUAAAGAUGAUCAAUAAAGAUAAGGUUACCAAGGUUGGACUUAUGGAGCAGAUAAAGAGGGAGAUUUCAGUAAUGAGAUUGGUGAAGCACCCAAAUGUCCUGCAGCUUUUUGAGGUUAUGGCUACCAAGAGCAAGAUUUAUUUUGUAUUGGAGUAUGCUAAAGGUGGUGAGCUUUUCAACAAGAUAGUAAAGGAGGGGAAGCUUAAUGAGGAUGCCGCCAGGAGGUAUUUCCACCAAUUGAUCAGCGCUAUUGACUAUUGCCACAGCAGGGGUGUUUAUCACCGUGAUCUGAAGCCUGAAAAUCUACUCCUGGAUGAGAAUGAAAACCUGAAAGUCUCAGAUUUUGGUUUGAGUGCCCUGGCUGAUUGCGCGAGGCAGGAUGGUCUCCUGCACACCACAUGUGGAACUCCAGCUUAUGUUGCCCCUGAAGUGCUUAGCAGGAAAGGUUAUGAUGGUGCAAAAGCAGAUGUAUGGUCCAGUGGGGUAAUUCUGUAUGUGCUUGUGGCUGGUUACCUUCCUUUUCAUGAGGCAAAUCUGAUAGAGAUGUAUAGAAGGAUUUCCAAAGCGGACUUUAAAUGCCCUCGGUAUUUUUCCGCUGAGCUGAAGGAGCUAUUAUAUAAAAUCCUUGAUCCAGAUCCCAGUACUAGGAUUCCAAUCUCUAGGAUAAAGAGAAGUGCUUGGUACAGAAGACCAGUUGAGGUAAAUGCAAAGAAAACUGAGCCUGAAGCAACGCACAACACCUUUUCAGCUGAAGCUGCGUCGUCAGGCUCGACAGGAUGCAGCACUUCUGGGGGAAAUCAAGGGUCAUUAAGCCUCCCAAACCUGAAUGCAUUUGACAUCAUCUCUCUUUCAACAGGGUUCAAUCUAUCUGGUUUUUUUGAGGAUGAGUAUGGUCGCAGGGAAGAACGAUUUACCACUAGGCAGCCUGUAACAAUAGUACUUACAAAGUUGAAGGAACUGGCCAAACGCUUGAAGCUAAAAAUUAAGAAGAAAGAAAAUGGAGUCCUGAAGUUGGCUGCUCCAAAGGAAGGAAAGAAGGGGUUUCUUGAGCUUGAUGCUGAGAUUUUUGAUGUAGCCCCUUCUUUUCUCCUAGUUGAGUUGAAAAAGACUAAUGGGGACACUUUCGAGUAUCAAAAGUUGGUGAAAGAGGAAGUAAGGCCAGCACUCAAGGAUAUUGUAUGGGUAUGGCAAGGUGAUCAGCAGCAGCGGUCAGAGCCGAUUCUGCAAGGGGAGCAGCAUCACUCACCGUCGCCAACACAACAGCCACAUGAUGAGUUGCAACCGCCAUUGCAACAGCAAGAGGGACAGGAUCAGUUGCACCCACCUUUACAACCACAGGAGCAGCAGAACUUGCAGGAACAACCACCAUUGCCACCACAGAAUGGCUUCAAACACCAAGAUUGACAUGAUGGCAGUACCGGAUGAAAGUACCUCGUGUGUAUUUCCCUGUACUGCUAAUUCCAUACUCUUUGCAACCAUGAUUUAUGGACAGUCUUUUUUCCUCCUCUCUAGUUCCUCCUGAAUUGUAAAGCUUGUGUGUAUAACAUAAGUGAAUGUAUAGUUUCAGUUUUGCAUACUAUAGGGGGAAAUAAACUCUUGAUUCCGUUUUUGAACCUUUUUGAAAUAAAAUGACUAUUGACCAGCACCA
Triticum aestivum (bread wheat) is the source of this 2399-nucleotide messenger RNA. Its product is annotated as CBL-interacting protein kinase 11. Gene Ontology annotation, biological process: protein phosphorylation; signal transduction. Gene Ontology annotation, molecular function: ATP binding; protein serine/threonine kinase activity. The transcript is spliced from 2 exons. NCBI's taxonomy places the organism in Eukaryota, Viridiplantae, Streptophyta, Magnoliopsida, Poales, Poaceae. The coding region runs from base 632 to 2155 and encodes 507 amino acids. The record is from RefSeq and is a predicted model, not a curated record.